Messenger RNA from Ectocarpus siliculosus, 264 nucleotides. The record is from the annotation of a GenBank genome assembly. Lineage: Eukaryota; Phaeophyceae; Ectocarpales; Ectocarpaceae.
AUGUCGACUGCAAGAGGGAAUCUCAAGAUCCUUCAAUGGCUUCGUGAAGAGGGCUGUCCUUGGGAUUGCGACACCUGCACCAAGGCAGCCGCGUACGGGUACCUCACACUGUUGAUUUGGGCCCUAGCGAACGACUGCACAUGGGACGGGGAGCUUUCAGACGUGGCAGAUGCCAACGGCUACGGCUACAUCCGUGGCUGGGUGAAGAAUAACGUUUGGCGGACCACUUCGCAACCGACCAUACCGGUUGAUAUCGAGUGGUGA